AUGGAUGGUUCUGGCUCAGAUCAUGAGCUCUUGAAGCAGAUUCAUACCCUUUCUAGUAAACAAGGGGAGUUACAGCAGCAGGAGCAGAUUCAUACCCUUUUUGCUCGAGGAUCGAGUCAUGCCUCAGUUUCUUCUUCUAAGCUGGUUCCUUUGGGUUUCACUAGUGCUCCUCAGCUCCAUGCCCAGAGACAAGAGAUUAUUCAGAUUACCUCUGGUUCACGGGAGCUUGACAAAGUUCUUGAAGGAGGAAUUGAAACCGGAUCCAUCACUGAGUUAUAUGGCAAGUUUCGCUCAGGAAAGACACAGUUGUGCCAUACACUGUGUGUAACUUGUCAACUUCCCAUGGAUCAAGGAGGUGGAGAGGGAAAGGCAAUGUACAUUGAUGCCAAGGGAACAUUCAGGCCACAAAGACUUUUGCAGAUAGCUGACAGGUUUGGACUAAAUGGAGCUGAUGUACUGGAAAACGUUGCCUAUGCGAGGGCGUACAAUACUGAUCAUCAGUCAAGGCUUCUGCUUGAAGUAGUGUCAAUGAUGGUUGAAACAAGAUUUGCUCUCAUGGUUGUCGAUAUUGCCACCGCUCUCUACAGGACAUAUUUCUCUGGAAGGGGAGAGCUUUCGGCCAAACAAAUGCAUCUUGCAUAG
Messenger RNA from Eruca vesicaria subsp. sativa (arugula), 642 nucleotides. The record is from the annotation of a GenBank genome assembly. Lineage: Eukaryota; Viridiplantae; Streptophyta; Magnoliopsida; Brassicales; Brassicaceae.